Closterium sp. NIES-67 is the source of this 259-nucleotide messenger RNA. The record is from the annotation of a GenBank genome assembly. Lineage: Eukaryota; Viridiplantae; Streptophyta; Zygnematophyceae; Desmidiales; Closteriaceae.
ACGUUGGUGGUACACCACCACACUUGCUGCGCUGGCAAAGGGGGAGGAGGAGGAGGAGGAGGAGGAGGAGGAGGAGGAGGAGGAGGAGGAGGAGGAGGAGGAGGAGGAGGAGGACGGCGACGACGACGACGACGACGAGGAGGAGGAGGACGAGGAGGAGGAGGAGGGAGCAGAAGAAGAGGGACGGUAGGGAGAGCGGGAGAAGGAAUCCGAUCGGAUCGGACAAAGAACUAAAUCCGAUCCUGGAAGAUUUGAUUGC